Messenger RNA from Magallana angulata, 855 nucleotides. RefSeq lists its product as uncharacterized. The record is from RefSeq and is a predicted model, not a curated record. The coding region runs from base 322 to 855 and encodes 177 amino acids. The transcript has 6 exons. Lineage: Eukaryota; Metazoa; Mollusca; Bivalvia; Ostreida; Ostreidae.
GCGUUUUUAUCAAAUACUUAAGAUGGGACGUCUUGCUCUCUACCGACCGAUUUUGUAUCCGAUUGGUUUGACAGUGGUAAAGGUAACUUGACUUUUGAAAAUUCCUCUGUGAUCGGAUGGGAUUUGACGGCGUACAGUGACCAAAUUUCUUCAUGGACAUGCCAGGAUAACAGAGACGGGCUGUAUUUAUUCAAGGGAGACAAUUUUCUGGACACAAUUAGUGGAUACAAAAAUGCUCUGAUAUGCGUGGAUGUGAAAAAACUGACGUCAUAUUCAUAUCAGUAUUACGUAAAAGCAGACACUGACUCCAACGCUAACAACAUGCGUGUGUACGUGGAGACCCACAAUUCCUCAGUGAUGACGUGGAACACCUCUGACUACUGUACGCCUACAUCUGCUCCUGGAAUUGAGGAAUACCACGUCAUUGUUAGAAAGGGAUAUGAAAAUUCCGUGAAACAGUGGUGUCCCAUCCCGUUGCUGGGAACGUUUACGUAUACCCACAAUGACGGAUCUACCACUACCUGUAGCAGCAAUUCUGGUCUGUCGGUCUGUCCAAGCUGGACCACGAUGACUUUUGACUACACCAAGUGUUCGACAGUGCAAUCAUUCUCAAAUGAAGGACAGGUUGAUUGCAUACACAGUACUACUGAUGGUACGAACUUUUACACAACAGUACUUAACCCAGGAGUUGUGGAUAACACCAAUUAUUACAGAUUUACCUGCUAUGCUAUAUCCCAAUCUGGAAACUCUGUGUACCUGAGUGAUAGCCGUGGAAUGUGUGAAGCAGGCCAGACGUCGACCGUCAAACAAAAUGAUGGCAGCGGCACGCUAACUCUAACGGCAACGGGUAUCUAG